CCCUGUUCUGUCUUUGUCCGUGGCAGAUGAUGGUCAUGCCAUUCUGGAAGCUGGUGGAGGUACCCAGCAGGACUUCUUUGUUGCUCCUAAGAAUGUUCCAUCAAGUUCAAUGAAUUUGGUAGCAAAUUCAGGUCGUUCAGCUUUCCAGGUUCCAAGACCCGUUUCUGCACCUCUAGUUAAGCACAGAAUCCAGAACAGACCAGAAACUGUUGACCUAGAAACACUGGGAAAACUAAGUCCUAGAGCUUUUCCCCACACUUCACCAACGUCAUCUGUGUUUCGAUCUCCCUCAGCACCACCAGCUCCAUUUUUCCCACACAGAGAUUCAGAUUCAGAUGAUGAUGAUGAUGAGGAUGAUGAUGAAGAAGAUGAAAGUGAAGAUGAUCCAUACAUACGUCAAAUUUUGGAGCAGUUCAAGAAGGACAGGAAGGCAGCAAUGGAUGAAGACAGUCGUAGGUUCUCCGAAGGAUUCGCUCUUUCAAAGAAGGUAAGAGAUAGGCAAAAUUACUCAUUUUCUGUCAUUAUAAAUCUUAGAGAUCAGUGGCUACCACAUUUUUCUAGCCACCAUUCUUGUGGUUCCAUAAAUGCAUGCCAUAACGCCUCCCAACAAAACAAAAUAUAUUUAAAUAUAAACUGUAACUUGGAAGUCAGGUUUUCAAAUUUUACUAAGAAACUAAAAACCUAAUAACUUAAGACACAAACUUUUCAAACAUUUAUUGGUUAGAUCAUGUGACAGAACAUUUUAUUUACUUUUCUAUCAUCAGACCUGUUUACCCUCAACCUCUUAAAAUCGUACAAUAUCAUCACAAAAUCGUUCAAUACCUUAUAUUUAUAGUAAAAAAUAAACAUACGGUAAAUAAUGUUUACACCUCAAAAUCGUACAUUGUAUGCCAAAAUCGUAAGAGUAAACAGGUCUGUAUCAUGCAAUUUUUAAAAAUAGUUUUACAGGACAUGGGGCAGCCCUAGAUCUUAAAUAAAAUUGGAGGAAUGACACAAUUUUUUGGUGACAAAAAUGAGACUUCACAUUUAGUUACCACAAGAUAAAUAUGUUCCGUUAGGGAGACAGUAAAUUCUAAUGUUUCAUCUAAAACAAUACUAUGUUUUAUAUGCAAUUUUCUCAGCAAAAAAAAUUAAUUUACGAUAAGAUUCUUUUAUUGAUAUAAAUAAAUGUACUUUUGCUAGGAUUACAUUGUACAUAAAGUUAUUUUCAUCGUGAUAAAUGAAAACACAGUUUAAAGUACACAUUUUUGUUUCAAUUAAAAAUGAUAAAGCACAACAUUUUAACGUAAGACAUUUUAAAAUAAAUUUUUCAAAGUAAAAACCAGCCAUCCUGCGUCAUCACACUUCUCUGUAAAAUGCCCAUUUUGACAAGUAAUUUGAUUUUUGCCCAGAUUUAGUUAAAACUUAUUAAAAGUGUGGAACCAAUGAAUACCUUUCUGAAUCAAUUAACACAAGUCUGAGACUACAUUUAAAAAAGUUAUUUUGUGUAAAUUAAUGGAUACAAUAAACUGGUUUGAAAAUAUGAAACACUUUCUGGUAAAAGUAACAAAGUAUUGGUUUUUGUCUUGCUCCCAUGAAUAAUGAGGAAUUCAUUUAUUCCAUAACAAAUUUUAACACUAAAACAGCAUAGGAUUAAGUCAUGGGUUUGGCACAUUUCUUAACUGUGUUUAAAACAAAUUAGUGAUUAUUGUAAAUAAGAGGGCAUUAGUCACAGAAAUGUUUCACUGUUUUUGUAAUGUCUUGUACUCUGCUGCCUAAAGUAUAGGUUUAUAAUGGCAGAUGAUGACGGUAUUUCUUCAUUUUAUGGGGUAAAAUUGUGAAGAUGCAGUGAAGUGCUAAUUCAGCCUCUACUUCAUUAUUAUUAUUAUUAUUAUUAUCAUUAUUAUUAUUAUUGUAUGGAUGGCUUCCAAACUGGUGAUGUUUUUGUUUUGUUUAAAAGAUCAAAUCAAAUUUUCCACCUAAGCAUUAAAUGCACAAACAUUAUUUGUUAGACAAGGUAAAAAUAAUAAUAUAAUAAUGAUUGUACGUGUUUAUUAUUUAUCUUUAAUAUAAAGUAAUAUAAUUUAUUAAUUAAAUUAAAUUUUUACUGGGGCCAGGGGGAAAAGAGAGGUGAAGGAUAAUUCUGUAGGACAUCUUUCUGUGUAAGUUAAACAUUUAAGGAGGAACCUAUCAAUGGCACCCGCCUUUGCUUCCUUUUGAGGAAAUGAGACAAUGCUACAACGUUUAACUAGUACAUCGCCGGCACUGCUACAAGAAAGUCUGCAGAGUGAGAAGGAGGGAGGAAGGUUAGCUUCUGCAGAGUGAGAGAGAGGGAGGAAGGUUAGCUUCUGCAGAGUGAGAGAGAGGGAGGAAGGUUGGCUUCUGCAGAGUGAGAGAGAGGGAGGAAGGUUGGCUUCUGCAGAGUGAGAGAGAGGGAGGAAGGUUAGCUUAUGCAGAGUGAGAGAGAGGGAGGAAGGUUAGCUUCUGCAGAGUGAGAGAGAGGGAGGAAGGUUGGCUUCUGCAGAGUGAGAGAGAGGGAGGAAGGUUGGCUUCUGCAGAGUGAGAGAGAGGGAGGAAGGUUGGCUUCUGCAGAGUGAGAGAGAGGGAGGAAGGUUGGCUUCUGCAGAGUGAGAGAGAGGGAGGAAGGUUGGCUUCUGCAGAGUGAGAGAGAGGGAGGAAGGUUGGCUUCUGCAGAGUGAGAGAGAGGGAGGAAGGUUGGCUUCUGCAGAGUGAGAGAGAGGGAGGAAGGUUGGCUUCUGCAGAGUGAGAGAGAGGGAGGAAGGUUGGCUUCUGCAGAGUGAGAGAGAGGGAGGAAGGUUGGCUUCUGCAGAGUGAGAGAGAGGGAGGAAGGUUGGCUUCUGCAGAGUGAGAGAGAGGGAGGAAGGUUGGCUUCUGCAGAGUGAGAGAGAGGGAGGAAGGUUGGCUUCUGCAGAGUGAGAGAGAGGGAGGAAGGUUGGCUUCUGCAGAGUGAGAGAGAGGGAGGAAGGUUGGCUUCUGCAGAGUGAGAGAGAGGGAGGAAGGUUGGCUUCUGCAGAGUGAGAGAGAGGGAGGAAGGUUGGCUUCUGCAGAGUGAGAGAGAGGGAGGAAGGUUGGCUUCUGCAGAGUGAGAGAGAGGGAGGAAGGUUGGCUUCUGCAGAGUGAGAGAGAGGGAGGAAGGUUGGCUUCUGCAGAGUGAGAGAGAGGGAGGAAGGUUGGCUUCUGCAGAGUGAGAGAGAGGGAGGAAGGUUGGCUUCUGCAGAGUGAGAGAGAGGGAGGAAGGUUGGCUUCUGCAGAGUGAGAGAGAGGGAGGAAGGUUGGCUUCUGCAGAGUGAGAGAGAGGGAGGAAGGUUGGCUUCUGCAGAGUGAGAGAGAGGGAGGAAGGUUGGCUUAUGCAGAGUGAGAGAGAGGGAGGAAGGUUGGCUUAUGCAGAGUGAGAGAGAGGGAGGAAGGUUGGCUUCUGCAGAGUGAGAGAGAGGGAGGAAGGUUGGCUUAUGCAGAGUGAGAGAGAGGGAGGAAGGUUGGCUUCUGCAGAGUGAGAGAGAGGGAGGAAGGUUAGCUUAUGCAGAGUGAGAGAGAGGGAGGAAGGUUGGCUUGGUUGUGAUUUGAGGCACACAGAAGACAAAGCAUGUGAAGAUUCUUACUACUAGCAUUGCAAGAGGAUGCUGGUCUAUGAAGACAUUACUCAUUCAAUAUAUUUGCUGGUCUUUCAAAACAUUUGCUAACCAAGUUACUCGCCAAGGUGGUCAAGGGUACUUUGACUCUGCUCAAGGGUUCGUUCAAUAGAAGGCAAUGCAAGUGGUAUGGAUUUUUCUAAUAAUCUCUUGUAAAGUAAAAUCUACUAUUGAUAAUAGCACAGCGAAAUUUCGGUUGUCAUUACCCAUUUCUUUCUAUGCAGGUGAUAAUUGGGCAAUGGUCAUAAUAUAUAUUAAAUUUCUGUUAACAUGCAUUAAGCAUUUUUUCCCCUUUAAUAACAAUUUUCUAUUAUUUAAAUAUUUUUGUAUGUUUAAAUUUUUUUUUGUACUCUUUACUUAAAUGUGAGUGCGUCUUGUUGACCCUAUUGUGAAAGAAAUGGAAAUAUAAUAUCCAGUGUAAAAAAAAAAUGAGACUAAAAAUUAAACACUUUUAAUUUAGAUGCAAAAAAUCAAUAAACAUAUUACAGUGGAACCUCUCAUAACGAGCACCUCUCAUAACGAGUAAUUCGCAUAAAAGGCAAAAAAAAAAAUGUGAAGAAGUUGCUCCCUUAAUGAGCGAUGCAUAACGAGUUACGCAGAAAGGGGAAGUCCAUUUUUCCUGACAUUCAUUGUGAACCGGGGCUUCCGCGCCGAUGCAUUAGUGCAGCUUUUCUCAAUCUGUGGGUCGUGACCCCUUUGGGGGUAGUGCAGCCCUUUCCCAGGGGUCGCCUUAGACUAUCUGAAAACACAUAUUCUUACAACUAUGAAGUAGCAGCGAAAAUAAUUAGGUUGCUGAAUGCCCAGACACGAGAAACAGUAUUAAAGGGUCGCGGCACUAGGAAUGUUGAGAACCAUUGCAUUAGUCUGUGUUGAGCACUCGGUCUGUUAGCGUAUUGUUUUCGUUUGUGAUCACCAGUUUUUUUAAAUUUUGUAUUCUGACAGUAUUCGUAAUUUUUUUAUGUGCAAAGUGUAAUAACCUAUGCUAAAAUGUCUUCGGAAAAACAACAACAACACAAUAAGACAAUCAUAAAAGAGAAAAAAUAACUGAUGAAAUGAAACGUAAAAUCAUUGAAAAGCGAGAACAAGGUGUGAGCGUGGCUAUUCCUGCUACAAAUUUAUUCAAUGAUAAUGCUGUGACACAUUUUCGCCAAAUUUUGUAACGUCGGCAAAAACAAAUGUCUUUAGACAGUUUUCUAGUUAAAAAGGAUUUAUUUUUUGUCAUAAAUUCAUAUUUUUAUUUACGUUUUUUGUUUCAAAUCUAAAUUGUAUUCCAAGUUGUUACACUCCUUAACAAUUCAUAAGUAAUUUUAUUUGAAUAAAUGUUAAUACAAAUUUUUGAAAAAUUAGUAUUUUUUCAGCAUGGAACGCAUUAUCGUAUUUUACAUUGAUUUGUAUGGGGAAAAUUGUUUCGUUUAACGAGUGUUUCGCUAAACGAGUAAGAGUCUGGAACGAAUUAAACUCGUUAUGAGAGGUUCCACUGUAUGUUGUUUUUGUUUGUUUUUGAGUCGGGUGAGUUGGUGGGAAGUACUACUUAUAAAUGGGUGAGUGGGUGGGAAGUACUAUUUUAAAUGGUAGAGUAAGUGGGAAGUACUACUUAAAAUGGAAAAGUGGGUGGGAAGUACUACUUUAAAUGGAAGAGCGGGUGGGAGGUACUACUUGUAAAUGGCUGAGUGGGUGGGAAGUACUACUUGUAAAUGGUCAAGUGGGUGGGAAGUAGUACUUGUAAAUGGUCAAGUGGGUGGGAAUUACUACUUUAAAUGGGUAAGUGGGUGGGAAGUACUACUUGUAAAUGGUCGAAUGGGUGGGAAGUACUACUUUAAAUGGGUGAGUGGGUGGGAAGUACUACUUUAAAUGGGUGAGUUGGUGGUAAGUACUACUUGUAAAUGGUCGAGUGGGUGGGAAGUACUACUUUAAAUGGGUGAGUGGGUGGGAAGUACUACUUUAAAUGGGUGUGUGGGUGGGAAUUACUACUUUAAAUGGGUGAGUGGGUGGGAAGUACUACUUUAAAUGGGUGAGUGGGUGGGAAGUACUACUUUAAAUGGGUGAGUUGGUGGUAAGUACUACUUGUAAAUGGUCGAGUGGGUGGGAAGUACUACUUUAAAUGGGUGAGUGGGUGGGAAGUACUACUUUAAAUGGGUGUGUGGGUGGGAAUUACUACUUUAAAUGGGUGAGUGGGUGGGAAGUACUACUUUAAAUGGGUGAGUGGGUGGGAAGUACUACUUUAAAUGGUCGAGUGGGUGGGAAGUACUACUUUAAAUGGGUGAGUAGGGUGGGAAUUACUACUUUAAAUGGGUGAGUGGGUGGGAGGUACUACUUGUAAAUGGGUGAGUGGGUGGGAAGUACUACUUAUAAAUGGUAGAGUAAGUGGGAAGUACUACUUAAAAUGGAAAAGUGGGUGGGAAGUACUACUUUAAAUGGAAGAGUGGGUGGGAGGUACUACUUGUAAAUGGGUUAGUGGGUGGGAAGUACUACUUGUAAAUGGUCAAGUGGGUGGGAAGGAGUACUUGUAAUUGGCCAAGUGGGUGGGAAGUACUACUUUAAAUAGGUGAGUGGGAGGUACUACUUGUAAAUGGUCGAGUGGGUGGGAAGUACUACUUUAAAUGGGUGAGUGGGUGGGAAGUACUACUUUAAAUGGGUGAGUGGGUGGGAAUUACUACUUGAAAUGGGUGAGUGGGUGGGAAGUACUACUUUAAAUGGUCAAGUGGGUGGGAAUUACUACUUUAAAUGGAUGAGUGGGUGGGAAGUACUACUUUAAAUAAAAGACCUUGUCGUAAAAGUUCUCUUCUUUUGUUGUCACUUCUAAUCGUUGAAAGUUUAUUAACUAAUUGUAUUCUAAAUUGGGCAUUUAACCGUAGAGUAUUGCCGUAGAGCAAACUCUCAUCCACCCCACCCCCACGGACGAUUCAUUAGUUUUCAAACACGUGUACUAGUCUAUUGCGUAAAUAAAGACAAUUGUAAACGAUACCUUGACGGUAUUAAGAACGAUUGAAUCCAUAAUGACGUGCUCACUUGUUUUGCCCCGUUUCUUAAGGGUCCCAUGAAUCUAGUCCAGUGGUCAUCAACCGUUUUUAGUUUAAACAUUAUAUUUCCUAACAACUAUUCUGGGACUCGCGGGCAUAUUCAGACUCUUUAAAUGUCAUGAUAGAUUCGAGAUUUAUUAUUUGUAAAAAGCGUUCUGUAACUAUUACGUUUUAAAAAAAAAAACACGAAAGCGUAACUGGCGACUAUUUCAUGCUGUUUUUUUCAUGUGAAUUUAAUCAAAAAUCAUGUAUGUGUGUGGUGGUUAUGGGCAGGUGUGUGUGUGUGUGGAGACCCGACUGUCACUAAAAGAGAAGAAAGUUGUUCAUGAUUCCUUUUCUCAGAUCUACCCCCCCCCCCCACACACACACACACCUAACCUUGAUAAACAAAGUGCAUAAGUGGAUAAUAAAUCUUUGUCUGAUUAUUUCCCUUGUAUCACGAUCGUCCCACCAUAAACACUGUGCUAUCCACAGGCCGUGAAAGACUUCUGAAUGUACUGCGGUGAACUGUUCGGAUCCACUUGUAGAAUCAAGCUAGAAAUCUGAUAGGUACCAAUUUGUUCACGGAUUUCUUUGAGCAAGCAGUGAUCUUGUAGUUCUAAAGGAUUAAUUUCUAGGUUAGACAUGUGUCAACAGUGAUCUUGUAGUUCUAAAGGAUUAAUUUCUAGGUUAGACAUGUGUCAACAGUGAUCUUGUAGUUUUAAUGGAUUAAUUUCUAGGUUAGACAUGUGUCAACAGUGAUCUUGUAGUUCUAAUGGAUUAAUUUCUAGGUUAGACAUGUGUCAACAGUGAUCUUGUAGUUUUAAUGGAUUAAUUUCUAGGUUAGACAUGUGUCAACAGUGAUCUUGUAGUUUUAAUGGAUUAAUUUCUAGGUUAGACAUGUUGUCAACAGUGAUCUUGUAGUUCUAAUGGAUUAAUUUCUAUAGCUAUCUACGGAAACAAAUAUUCCUCGGUUACGUAGAGUCAUAGAGGCUACUGAAAUUGUUAUGCAUACCGUUAUAGAUGUGUUUUUAUGAGGCUCUGCGAUGCUAUAAUGUGCUAAUAGCACAUGACAUCUUUAUCUAACACAUUUGAUAGCAACAUAAGGAAAUGAUACUAAUUCACUUGAAUAGCAAAGACAUUACGAUGUCAUCAAGGUGUGUAUAGAUAUCUUUAUUAUUUGAUUUACCACACUCAUCUAGAAUCUAUGGAUGGUUUCAUCCCAUACCCACAUUACAGGCAUUUUUCCAGCGUGAUAACCCAGACCAUAACGUGUUUGUAGCAUCACAUACACAUCGGUGACAUACACAGGCUUGUAUCACAUAAAUAUAAAAGGUUGUUUUACAUACAAAUAAUGUCAACCACAGGCUUGUGUCACACACACAUCGGUCCUAUACAGAGCCCUCAUACACAUCGGUCCUAUACAGAGCCGCAUACACAUCGGUCCUAUACAGAGCCCGCACACACAUCGGCCCUAUACAGAGCCCGCAUACACAUCGGUCCUAUACAGAGCCCGCACACACAUCGGUCCUAUACAGAGCCCGCACACACAUCGGUCCUAUACAGAGCCCGCAUACACAUCGGUCCUAUACAGAGCCCGCACACACAUCGGUGCCAUGCACAGCUUAGAAACAUCAGCCCUAUACAGAGCCCGCAUACACAUCGGUCCUAUGCAGAGCCCGCACACACAUCGGUCCUAUACAGAGCCCGCACACACAUCGGUCCUAUACAGAGCCCGCAUACACAUCGGUCCUAUACAGAGCCCGCAUACACAUCGGUGCCAUGCACAGCUUAGAUCGCACACAUUGGUGCUAUACACAGUUUAGAUCACAUACAUUGAUGCCAUACACAGCUAAAAUCACAGUUAUCGGUGUCACCCACUGGGGACGUCGUUUCAUGUUUUUUUUUCGUUGAAAGAGGAAAAGGGGGAGGGGGAGGGGGGGGGCAAAAGCCAAACCUUGGUCUGCUUGUUUAGUUGUUUAUUACUGGAGGCACCGCAGUACAUAGCACUUUAAAUAAAUCCUACAAAUUCAAAAGGGGGGGGGGCAAAUGCCCCACCCUGCCCUACCCAAAUGACGUCCCUGGCCACACACAGCUCAUAACACAUACACAUCGGUGCCAUACACAGGCUUGUAUGCGGCAGACCCCAUUAAAUAUUGUGGCCCACCGGAUGUAUCGCUAAUGAUUAACUUACUUCUCCUUUCAAUUAGCGGUUAUUUUCAUUGUUGGCAUAAACGGACAAUUGAAAUCUAUGUACAGCACUUUUUAGUAACGGUAUGCGCCGUUUAGGGUGUACGCUACAGGGGGGGGGGGGGGGGGGAAUUUUAUAGUUUAAAAAUUAGAUUCAAAUAAGUUAUCUUAAAUUAAAAUUAUAAAACAAUAUUAUUAUUUAGCAACUUCUUUUUAUUUAUAAAACAAUAUUAUUAUUUAGCAACUUCUUUUUAUUGAUAUGAACACGGCUAUUUAAAGGGCAUCUUAAUGUCCACUAGCAUUUCUUGAGUUACUCUCCGGUUACGUGUAGCAUGAUGCUACAAGUCAAUUUAGGUAUGCACCAAAAUGCACCCUUGCAUUUUGAAUCUAUCCAACAUUUUAUGGGGUGGGGGUUUGCGCUCGGGACACUUCGGUUGGCGUCUUCGAUUUUCGCGCUCCCAUCUCACUUGCGUUGAUCAAAGGGGGAUUAGCGGGCACCUUUUUAUCUGAAAUUAAGGACUGUAUAUAAAUAGUGUAAAAAGUUAUAGUUGGAUUUAAAUCAAUGCUCUUUAUCAGUGUGAGGCGGCACAGGUAGACGUCAUGUCAUCAUCUGAGAAGUAAGUGCACUGAGAAUACAUAUUUUAUUACGUAGUCAUUAUUUUGAUCUUUAUUUUAUGUAAUAAGUUCAGUGCCAUGCUGGCCGCGAAGAGUUGACUCGAGAUCAAAGUGGCCCGUGAAGCCUGACCUAGCACAGGCAAUAUUCCUCAGUGGAGAAUUUUAUCCCCACUCUUCAGAAAAGCACCCAGAAAGUGCACGCUUAAUCUUAAAGGAAAUCCUGUUGGCCGUCUGUGCACAGUGUCAACAGUGUUAUAGUGUGCUGUCGAAAUAAUCAUAAAAACACAUCUAUGUUAAAUGUGUAAAACUGACGGUCUGUGUUAUUUUGUUUUUCGCGUCUUGAAAAUCGAGACCUUUAUAAGUUCAUAACAUUAGUCUAUCUGAUCACAUGUAUCUAGACCUUUAUGUUCAUAACAUUAGUCUAUCUGAUCACAUGUAUCUAGACCUUGAUGUUCAUAACAUUAGUCUAUCUGAUCACAUGUAUCUAGACCUUUAUGUUCAUAACAUUAGUCUAUCUGAUCAAAUGUAUCUAGACCUUUAUGUUCAUAACAUUAGUCUAUCUGAUCACAUGUAUCUAGACCUUUAUGUUCAUAACAUUAGUCUAUCUGAUCACAUGUCCUAGACCUUUAUGUUCAUAACAUUAGUCUAUCUGAUCACAUGUAUCUAGACCUUUAUGUUCAUAACAUUAGUCUAUCUGAUCAAUGUAUCUAGACCUUGAUGUUCAUAACAUUAGUCUAUCUGAUCAAAUGUAUCUAGACCUUUAUGUUCAUAACAUUAGUCUAUCUGAUCACAUGUAUCUAGACCUUUAUGUUCAUAACAUUAGUCUAUCUGAUCACAUGUAUCUAGACCUUUAUGUUCAUAACAUUAGUCUAUCUGAUCACAUGUAUCUAGACCUUUAUGUUCAUAACAUUAGUCUAUCUGAUCAAAUGUAUCUAGACCUUUAUGUUCAUAACAUUAGUCUAUCUGCUCACAUGUAUCUAGACCUUUAUAAGUUCAUAACAUUAGUCUAUCUGAUCACAUGUAUCUAGACCUUGAUGUUCAUAACAUUAGUCUAUCUGAUCACAUGUAUCUAGACCUUUAUGUUCAUAACAUUAGUCUAUCUGAUCACAUGUAUCUAGACCUUGAUGUUCAUAACAUUAGUCUAUCUGAUCACAUGUAUCUAGACCUUUAUGUUCAUAACAUUAGUCUAACUGAUCACAUGUAUCUAGACCUUUAUGUUCAUAACAUUAGUCUAUCUGAUCACAUGUAUCUAGCCCAGGGGUCUCCAAACUACGGCCCGCUGGCCGGAUGCAACCCGUGAGGCCCUAUUAUCUGGUCCAUGGAGACCUUUUUGACUACGGAAAAAUCAAUGAAAUUUCCGUGUAACCUGCCAAGAUCAGCCGCCACGCCACUUACGUGUACGAUAUGUUUUUACCAAAUUAAAAUAGAGGCGAGCAGUAGUAUGAUAUGUUUUUACCGAAUUAAAAUAGAGGCGAGCAGUAGUGAGAUAUGUUUUCCAACCGAUCAGUACAUUGCAAAAUAAUGAACUGCGGAUGGAGGUCAUUGAGUGUUAAUAAUGACCUCCUUGGGGACAAUUUCAAAGAAGUACUGGUGGCUUUUUACCAGUUUUUGUCCUAGGAAGACUUUUCUAAUGUCAAAACUUUUGCACCAAGGUACCUUUGGAAUCUUUGGUAAUCUUUGGAACAACACACUAGAGUGAGCAAACAUUUUCAAGAAUGAAAUACGUGAUGAACAAUUUGAGAACAAAUUUGUCCGAUAAUAAUCUCAGGUCACUGUUGAUGUUAGGGACAUCAAAAUUAAAGCCAGAAAUGUCUACUAAUUUGGCAUUCAGGAAAAAAUUUCACCAUUCCAACUACUACAUGUGUUUAUGUGUAUACAACUUUUACAAUCUGCUCAACCUUGAUGAAUAACAAAUAAAAACAUUAAGGGUUCUCAAGAACUAGACUUCACUUACUUCCUCCUACCUCUUUUUGCCAGAGACCUGUCAGCACUUUUUCUUAUACAGCUGAGCCAUAUUUGGCUUGAGUGAGGAAGCAACUGAGACCCUCAGUAAAGCUUGAAGACGCUCAUCAGUAAGUUUGGCUUUGAACUUUGACUUGCUAAAAUUCAUAGUGGAAAAGAGCUUUUCACACAGAUAGGCACUCCCAAAAAGUCAUAUGAUCCGCGGUAAUUUUAAAAGGAAAUUUUAUACUGUCUCAGAUUGCUAUGAUUGACACAAUUAUGGUGUUGUGCAUUACCCACUAAAUGACUUUUAAACUUUUCUCAUCUGCGCACUUAAACCAGGCUUGUCUCAUAAAAUGCUAUAAAAUAAAAUCUUUUACUCAUAUUUUAAAAUGGUUUUUACCAUUAUAAUCAACUUCUAAAUCUAUACAAACAUAAUAAAAUCAGACAGACUAGUCGGUGAGAUUCAACUGAAACUGUCGCAGAGAGUCGCAUUAUAGAAAUGACAAUGGGGAAAACCCGCGGGCCGCAUUAACACUAAACUUUGCUGUCAUGUAGCGGGCCGCAAAAUAUCGUCUUUCGGGCCGCAAAUGGCCCGCGAGGCUGAGACCCCUUGUCUAGAAUCACAAUGCCAUAUUUAUUGUCCUCACGCUAAUAUCUAUAUAGAUAUCCUAUAGCAGGUUUCCUACAACUGGGGUGCGAGGAAAAGAAGAUAAGAGCCUGGGACUUUUAAGUUAUUAUAAUCAUUUUUGUCUCGUUCUGUUCCUCUAAUUUCUACUGCUCACUUAUAAAUUAAAAUGAAUAAAUUAAAUUCCUUUUCUUCAAUUUUAAAAAUGUAUUGUUAAGUUUAUAGGAUGUGCGGAACUUAGUCAAUUUUUAAGGAGUGCAAAGUACAGAAAAGGUUGGGGAACUCUGUUCUAAGCUAUCUGCAUUGCCAAUUGUGAUAGUUUUGGUGAAUAUAUAGGCUGUCUACUAUAGCCGAAGAUUUUUAGUGUUUCCGUAAGACAAACAUACAGUUCACAGUAUGAAACAACGAGGAAUGUCUUACAUUAUGAUAUGAUAUGUCUCCGGCCCGGGAUGUCAGCCAUGUGCAGUACAGUCAUAUUUUUUCAAGUCUAAUGUUUUUUUUUUUUUAAUGAUUAAAACUUAACCCAAAGGUAUCAGUUCGAUGUUUCACGAGAUCAAUAGACUGAUCAGUAUCUGUUGUAUCGAUCGAUAAACCAUAGAGCAUUCAUUAGCACGACUGAUAUCAAUACAUUAUUUAUGGGUUUGUUUCUCGAUGGAACUGAAGAAGUCCAACCUUUUGACAAGUAAACUGACACCCCGACAAUAGUAUAACACUAGCAUACGCGAUACACCACGUGACAAGUAAACUGAUACUCCGACACUAGUAUACCACCAGCAUACACGAUACACCACCAGCAUUAACACGAUACACCACCACCAGCAUACACGAUACACCACACACGUAGCAAGUUUCAAGCUUUGCAUCUCGGCGCUGUACUAAGUCUCACCUCAAGUUAGGAUAACGAUAGAUUUGUUGUGGUCAGCGGAACAAUGUGACUUUUUUUUUCGUUGACUAAAAUACGUGUAUCUAGCGAUGACCUAAAAUACGUAUAUCUAGCGACGACUUAAAAUACGUGUAUCUAGCUUUGACCUAAAAUAUGUGUAUCUAGUGAUGACUUUAAAUACGCGUAUGUGGUGAUGACUUAAAAUACUUUAUCUGGCGAUGACCUAAAUUACAUGUAUCUAGCGAUGACCUAAAAUAUCUGUAUCUAGCGAUGACCUGAAAUACGUGUAUCUAGCGAUGACCUAAAUUGCGUGCAUAUGGCAAUGUACUUGUACCUAGCGAUGGCCUAAAAUACGUUUAUCUAGCGAUGACCUAAAAUACGUGUAUCUAGCGAUGAUCUAAAAUAUGUGUCUCUAAAAUACACGUAUCGUCUAAGACUCUGCUCAAGCAUAUAUAUAUAUAUAUAUACAUACACACAUAUAUACAUACAUUUUUUAAAAAAAAUAUGGUUAGUGAUGCACGAUAGCGUAAACAACGGUUAUAAAAAAAAAAUCAGGACGGUCUUAAGAUAUUUUUGUAAAUAUUUUAAGUUGUGGUUGAAGCAGGCUAGUUAUGUUGUCAAUCAUUUAAAGUUUGAGAAGCGCCGGGUCUAGCAAUCAAUGAUUGGAAUCAGUGAAGCAGAAACGUUUGAGAAAUAUCUGUAUCAAUUAGUGUAGGAACCAAAAGUGGUACUUAGAAUUGUGUGUGUACUUGUACCAUGUGUGGGUAGGCUUACACAUGGGAUACAUUAUGUUGAAAUGUAAUACAGCCUUACACAUAUGAAAUACCUAAUUUAGAAAUGCGUAUACGAAAUAUAGCCUUACAUCUUUGAAAUACAUAUGUUGAAAUGUAACUGUGUAAUAUAGCUUUGCAUACUUGUAAUACAUAAUGUUGAAAUGUAGCUAUCGGAUAACGCCAGUAAGUACUUGCUGUUCGUUAAAUUUUUGUUCAACUGUAAGGCUUUUUAUCGCUAUAAAUGUAGCCAUAUUUUAUGUAUGAGUGAAAUCAGGUUAUCCUUCACAUUCCAGAUGAUUGUUUUAAAAGAGAAGUUGUUUUUAACAAUGAAAUAAUUAUGGUGGCAUCGUUGUGAGAGCACUGAUGACGUCGUAACUGUUGUAUUCAGGAAUGGCUUAGCCGUCCUUGUGUUCUGUUUGAGACUGAGACGAACUACGGUCUAUGGUUAGUGUAUCGCUUUCAUUCGCGGUUUCCAAGCCUGGGGUCCUCGCAUCUGGGCACCCCUGCAGUUGGGAUCUUAAGGGAUGCAAGGAAAAGGGCUUCAAUGACCUAGAGAUUGUUUUAAGUGUAUGGUAUAAAUGUUUAUAUACUUUAAAACAUUUCUCCAUCAACAUUUUCCUUUAUGUAAUGAGUCACAAGUUUAUUUUGUAAAUUCUGCGGUUCUUUUUGCAAUUCAAUAAAUAAAUUGGAAGUCCGUUAUCUUCAAGGUUUAAAACGCACUGUCACGUUAGAGCAGCGGUUCUCAACCUGGGGGUCGCACGACCCUUUCCAGUGGGUCGCCUAAGACCAUCAGAAAACACAUAUACUCUACAGUUAUGAAGUAGCAAAGAAAAUAAUUAUUGUGUGGCUGGGGGUCGCCACGACAUGACGAACUGUAUUAAAGGGUCGCGGCAUUAGAAAGGUUGAGAACCACUGCGUCAGAGGGAGGUGCGCGUUGGGCUUAUUCAAAUGAUAUGGAAGGGUGUGAGACUAACCAAAUGAUUCGUAGAAAAGGGAGGGCGACGUGUUGACCAAUAACUUGUUUACUUUAUGCCAUGUGGAAAUGGUGCGUCUUUUAAUCGGUUAUUGCGCAACAUCCGACCAUGUUGUUUUAAAACAUCCAACCGUUCUUUGUAUACUACCCAAUCAUUCUUUGUACACCACCAAAUCACCCAACCAUUCUUUGUACCCCACCCAAUAACCCAACCAUUAUUUGUACACCGCCCAAUCACCCAACCAUUCUUUGUACACCACCCAAUCACCCAACCAUUCUUUGUACACCACCCAAUCACCCAACCAUUCUUUGUAUACCACACAAUCAUUCUUUGUAUACCACAUAACCAUUCUUUGUACACCACACAACCAUUCUUUGUAUGCCACCCAACCAUUCUUUGUAUGCCACACAACCAUUCUUUGUACACCACACGGCCAUUCUUUGUACACCACCCAACCAUUCUAUGUACACCACGCAACCAUUCUUUGUAUACCACCCAACCAUUCUUUGUACACCACCCAACCAUUCUUUGCACACCACCCAACCAUUCUUUGUACGCCACCCAACCAUUCUUUGUAUGCUACCCAACCAUUCUUUGUACGCCACCCAACCAUUCUUUGUACACGACCCAACCUUUCUUUGUACACCACCCAACCAUUCUUUCAACAUGAACCAUAUGAUUACGUUUGUUUACAUCAGAUACGUGAAACGACUUGUUGGCUUUCUUGUACUGCCAAUUCCACGAAAUUCCUACCACUUUUCUAAUAAUAUCAUGGUGACCCUCUUGUCAUAACAAUUGUGCACAUUUUUUAUGGGGUAAUAAGGUGAGAGACUGCAAUCAGGUUAGUACAAAAUAGAAUGAGUUGACGAACCAUAUGAGGCUGACGAAGGCUUUCUGCCGACACGUUCGCUGUUUUGUUGCGUUUAUUUUUUCAGGUUUAACCCUCACAUUUUUUUAUAUUGUGCUGCAGCUUCAGUCAGCGUGGGACCCCUAAAGUCAGAAUAUCAUAGUUUGGUUUCCCUCCAGUCAGAAUAUCACAGUAUGGUUCCCUUCCUGUCAAAACAUCAGAAUAUGGUUCCCCUCCUGUCACAAUAUCAUACUGUGGUUCCCUCCUUCUUUAUUAUAAUAUGGUUCCCUCCUUGUUUAUCAUAACAUGGUUCCCCUUCUGUCACAACAUCAGAAUAUGGUUCCCCUACUGUCACAAGCAGAAUAUGGUUCCCUUUCUGUCACAUCAGAAUAUGGUUCCCCUUCUGACACAACAUCAGAAUAUGGUUUCCCUUCUGACACAACAUCAGAAUAUGGUUCCCCUUCUGACACAACAUCAGAAUAUGGUUCCCCUCCUGUCACAGUAUGAUACUCCUCCUGUCACAGGAGGGUUCCCCUCCAUUCAUACCCUGGUGCUCAGUUGCUGUCACAUGAUUGAAUGUCUCUAUGGUUGUGUUUCAUGUAUGCUUCUAUUUCACAGCGAGAUAAAGACAAGCAUGAAGUAGGAAACAUUCAGAAGUGGACCAAAGCAGGCUCCUUGCGGAGGGCCCAGCACACCAUGCUGAAACAGUCCUUGAGUCACUCACACGAGGUAGGCCUUCUUCUAGUAGGACACUUGGCAAUGUUUUCUUCAUUAGCAUUUAGUAGACACGUAGAAUGCAUUGAUUUUAAAUGUCAACUCUUACCUACCCAAUUGAACAAACACAAAGAAAGAAACCAGUUAUUAAGCAAGUAAAAUAGAGAGAAAAUUUACAUACAAAAAAUCUAAUGCUGUUAAGUGGAGGAUAAGUUGGAAUAGUAUCAUAAAACAGAAAUAUUUGGUGUGCACAUUUGUAUAAACCCACGAAGUAUCCGUGAUUCUCAUUGUACAACUGUACCAACCAGACGUGAUUCUCAUUAUACAACUGUACCAACCAGCGAUGGACACCUACUAAAAAACGUGCUGGCGUCUGCUUCAAACUUUACCACAUUUUUUAGCAAAACUCAUGUCCAGUGAAAAGAAGUUGUAGAUGUUUACAAUAGAUACUAAUGAGUGCAGAUCAGAGGGACAUAACCAAAGAACCCCCCCCCCCCUUUUCCCCCGCGCCCGUUUCUUACUGGUUUUCUCGAUCCAUUAAGUUUAUAAGAGAACAGCGCACACGUUUUUAAGUCCAUUGUCAGUGGGGAUCAAAGGAACUUGACUAGCGCACCGUCCAACGCGCCUGUCAUCAACUUGAUAGGUACAUUGGACGCGUGUCACCUGCCGUGUGGACAAUAGAGCCGUUUUAUCGUCACAGAACUGCGCGCCGGGUAAAACAUUUCAAGUAGCUGUAGCCAACUCCAAUGAUCGUCUCUGUUGGCCGCAAUCCGUGGGUCAUUAAGAGGUCUCUAAUCUCCUUGUCGCUGAUCGUAAGGGCCGAGACGCGUAGAGGCUGCUGUUGUCAUCACAGUAGGUACUGGCGACCUUUCCAGAGAAAACCGCACCUCAAUAGGAUUAGUGAUGAGAUGUUUCGAGAGUCAUCCCGCCAACCCUUCCCCCAACCCCUGCCCCACUCCGCCUAAAUGAAACGGAUUUGUGGCUAGCUAUGUGGGUUAUGGGGCCAUGCCAACGUACCCGGCUGAAUUUGGUAUGGAGUAUGGAGGCAAUUACCUUUUGGAAUAAGGUCAAGAUACUGAUCAAUGCCAGCCAUGGCAAACAAUGCAUGUCAUUACUGUCGACUGCAAGGCUUAAUGUCAUCGGGGCUCUAGUCGUCUGUUGGGUAGAUGUGAUCUUGUGUACAGUAGUUAGUUGGAUUCACAUGUCAGGCGCUUAUCUCCAACCGUAAACCCCACCGCCAACCCCGACCAGAAGAAAUUUAGUCAUGUACUUGUAUGUAUCAUGACCACAAAAAAUGUUGUUGGUUUUUUGUGUGUCCCCCCCCCCCGUCACAAUUCUUCUUGCUCACCCGUUUACAUUUGUAUCAUGCCCACAAAAAAUGUUGUUUGUUUUUUUUGUGUCCCCCCCCCCCCCCGGUCACAUUUAUUCUUGCUCACCUGUUGACAUUUGUCAAUAAAGAAGUCUCUAGUGAAUGAUGUACAAUUCUUGGAACUGUUUGCCCUCUGUCUCGUCCUCUAUUUGUUGAGAUUGUUUAAGUCAACACGUCAAGCCAUCAUCUCCCAUAGCGUAUCAUGUCCACAAAUCGUCGUGUAUCGGGUGUUGGGCCAUGCCACCCCCUGACAUUGUUGACCAACACAAAAUAUGGUAGCGUAGACCGUCUCCGGAAGCCGCGUGGCGAGCUGGACCAUAACAAACCUAACAAUGAAGGGGCGGGCCACCCGUGUCGUCUGCUUGUGAUCUGUCGGUCAUCGGCCCGUGGUCAAGAUUUGGUUGGCAUGUCGCAGGUGUCGAAGUGGAUCGCUCGACCACCAGCACUUGGUUUUCAACCCACUUAUGUAUUACAUGACGAUGAAUGACCCAUCGUAUCAAAGUAAUCAUUAGUGGGGGUUGAAAGGUUAAAGGUGCCGCUGUUUUCAAGAUGGAGGAAAUCCGCCCAUUUAAAGAUCAUAGGAUCUUAUUUUUCAGCAAGGAUCUUUUGUCAGUAACGAGUGUACACGGUUUAUGAAGAAUGGGUUACGUCUAACUAUCAGUAAAGAGGGUAUCAAAUAUAUCAAAGACGGCUUAGUUGUUCCAAGUCCCUUAGAGACCUAUCUAUAACACAAGUUUCACACAACUACUUUUAGGGUUCCAACUUAAAAACUAUUUUUAGGUUACAAUGUCGUUUCCCUUCUGUGUUAUUGAAAUGUUUAAUUAUGAGAAUAGUACAUUUUCACCAGAUCACGUGAUAUUCAAUGGACAACAAAGACAAUCUUUUCAAUGAAUAGUGGCUGUUCUAUAUUUGUCUCUCGUUUGAAGCUCAGCGUUAAGUGUGUUCAGUAUUGGGAAUGGUGUAAAACAACAAAAGAGUUUAUAGCGAACAAAUUUACCCUAUUUAAUACAUGUUUAAAAAAAAAAGUAAUAUUCACAAAAACUAUCAGAAAUACCAAACAAUAUAAUUAUCUUGGUAUGUAUGCAUGUACGACUGCAAUGCCGUGUUCAAUAGGCGAGCAAAAUAAAAUUCCCCGACGUUAGCACUGUAACGUGCCUUACUGUGAUGCCAGUUUUGUCAGGUACUUUUAGCAGACAGGAAGUUCACCCGUUGCCGCCGCCAUUGUUGGGGCGGGUUGUUUCUAGCUAGCUAUUGACCAAAAAAUGCGACAACCUGCUUCUUUAAUCACCGGCCGUUUGAAGUGUUUAUGGAAGCCCAUCUCUCAGCAGUGGAAUGAGUAUAGAGCAGCUCUUGUUUGAUUGUUAGCACCAACCUAUGAUCCCACUUCUUUCAUUAAAUAAAUUAUUUAUAACUAAUAGCUAAGCACGGGGUGUAUGAACUAUGAACAAUCCCUCGAGGAUUUACUGACUGCUCUAUGCUACAUAUGUCGUAGACAUAAUUUCUUAGUUGUGAUCCGAAAACGCAAUCUUGUUUGAUGUGAUUUAUUUAUGGUUGUCAAUCUAGUAAAUGGCUCUAUUCCGGUGUAUGGAAUCUCUUAGAUAUGUUUUGCUUCUGGUGUGUCCUGCUUCCUUUUCACAACCGGCCUCCCCCUUACUCAACAUGCUAUAUAUUAGGAGUACUGAGUUUGGGGGGGGGGGGCUGUCGACCAGGGAGCGUCAUGCGUGACGGCUGCACUCGGGUAAAAAGGUUGAAUUUUUUAGGAGGUGGCUAUCUAGUAAUCAAUAACUAGACACGAGUAUGGAGUAGGACUGUCUCUGGGCCUGUUGUUUAUUGCAAAUGUGAAGUUAACUUUUUUUUUUUUUGGGGGGGGGGACAUUUGGAGCCACCGGAGCCGGUGUCAAACAAUUGCACCCGGGUAAGCGCUAGUCAUUUAAUAUUUUGGUCAAGUUUGAGUUGAUGUGGACUCGGGUAAAAAACAACACCAUGCCACACACACGCAGACACACACACACACCGAGGCAGUGUGACCCUUUGACUGACUAACUGAAAGAAAUGUCAAUGUGUAUGAAGUGUUGUAUUUAAAUCUUCCAGAAGUUCUUGUUUAUUUCUAUCAACAUUUAGAAGACGAGUUGACACUGACGUGGAACGUUGAAGAAUGUGUCUGUUUGGGUUGGGUUUGGUCCCUAACCGGAGGGCGGGGGGGGGGGCCUUGCGUUGUGUGUGUGUUUUUUUUUGGUUUUUUUUUUUUUUUUUUUUUGGUUUUUUUGGGGGGGUGAUGUCAACUCACUGUGUAAAAAAUGAAAAUGUGCUGUAGGCCUAUCACAGUGUAAAUAUGGAUGCGUUGUUGAGUGUUGUGAAAGUGAUGUCAUGUUGUCAUUCUUACACUUCCAUUUGGUGUGGACAUUCUGGGAAGUAAUAACAUUGUACCGCCAGCGAAGAGGACGAGUGAAUACUGAACAUGUAAGAGAGCAGAAGGAUAAAUGACCAGGGGACAUCAAGACAUCGUUUGAUAUAUAUCUUUGCAUCAAACAUUUGGGGCAUGCCUUGUGCAGAGAUUCCAUAGUGGUGGUGUUUUACUGCCAACCCCUCCAUGGAGUUGUAGUGACAAGUGAAGUUGUGCUUCGUUAAGUUCAAAAGGUCGACACUGUCAUCAAACUAAACGGGUUUUUUUGUUUUUUAAAUUAAAUUUUGUACACUGUAAUAUUCCCUGAACACGAACACAUGAGGAAGGGCUGUUACUUUCAAAGUCAGCACUGAAACGUUCGCCCCUUCUAGCUAAGAUAAGGUUUACUCUCUGCGCCAUAACUAUUCAAUGACUCAUAACAGUGCAUUGUGUACAUAGUGCUAGUGAUUGAAGACAUAGUGUACAUAGCAUUAGUGAAUUAAAACCCAUUAGCAGCACACGUUUGUUGUGGUUCAACAUGAGUUACCGUACUCUUUAAGUAAGUGGGGGCAUCGUGAAAGUCAUCGCCUCCCAAGAGCAGUUUCAGGUCAGAAAAAAAAAAAACGUGGUCAUCACCGGUUGCUUAAUUCAUGCCGUUGACCUCGUAUGGUUCAAAUAGUAGGCACGUGUUACAUUCUUAGUGUUGUUUGCUCAUUAUUGAUGGAGAAAAGUCCAUUUAGUAUUUUAAAGAUUUAAAAAAAAAACAGGUUAGUAUUAAUAUACUUGCUGAAACAUUUCUUCGAUUUCUUGUGUAUGACGUAUCUGGUUGUGUUAGUUUUAGAUUGCGCGUGUAAAGUACCCUCCGCCCCCCCCCCCCCCCCCCCUAGACCGGUAAGACAUUCAACAUUUCCCAACUGCGUCACACUGGCGCUGAUAAAAUGACGUCACUUGUCAGGGCGGAGCUAAGCCAUCCCCAACUCUCGUCCACUGACCACCGCAGGCGUUAGCGAGAAGAAGGGCGUGGCGUGUUUUGUUCCAGGUUAAUCCUCACCGGCCUAUAUAAGCGGAUUAGCAAACUAAGAGUGCAUCAUCUGUUCCUUAACAAACCCCUGUGGUAGACUGUUCGUGACCAUUUGGCCUUGUGUAAUACUAUCUGGUUUAGAAGUCUGUACCUCCAGCCUCAAACGGGUUUGACUGUACAUUACUGCUAUACACCGUGGACCAUGUUGUGUUGAUAUUUUACAGAAUCCUUACAUUUCUGUCGGAGUAUUACAGUUUUUGUGUGGACAGUUUAGUGCUUUAUUAUUAAACUAUCUGUCGAAUAGAGUUGUCACGAUGUUGUGACCAACACUUGCACCGUGAGGUUUGUGUCGAAAGCCACCCACCAUGUCCACCAAAGGAUCUGCCCGUACACGCCUGACGCCAUACAAGCGAAAGUUGGACGAGUCUUCAUCAACUGUACGUGGUGCGCCAAGUUCUUCGCUUAACACCAACUACGAGUCGCCCUCCAAACGCCGUCGGUCAUCUUUGUCUCGCCUGUCUCACUCCAUCACCAGCUCACUGAAGGUCACCAAGAAGCGACUCGGGGAUGAGAAUGCCAGAAAAGUCCAGGACACAUCUCCAAAUGCCAGAAAAGUCCUGGGCACAUCUCAAAAUGUCGGAGCCGGAGGUUAUUUUGAACGCGUCAACAAAUCUGUGGCAAGUCAAAAUCAUUCGUUAUUCGAUCAUUCCGAUGGUUUUCAUCCUACAGGAUCAUUGUCGAAAUCACUUAGACGAUCGAUACGGAGAAGUUACAACCUGUUCGAUGAAAAUACCUGCGAGUUCAAGCAAAGUCUUCACACAGACUUAUUGGCGCAUUUAAAUAUCAGCUCGACUUUUGUUGGGCAACCACCGCGCCAUGUGUGUGACCAACGUCCACCCAUGUAUAGGAAAUCUGCGUCUAACAUUUCUGAUUGCAACAGACCUGAGCCAGAAGGCUGUUCGGGUGGUUCUGAAGAUUCCAAUUCAAAACAGGACCAUUUCAACAAAUCUCAACGUGAUCCGCAUUCUCAGUCUAUCAGACACAUGGCUCAGCAUGAGCCACACUCUCAGUCCAUCAGACACAUAGGUCAGCAUGAGCCACACUCUCAGUCCAUCAGACAUACACGACACGUCUGUAGGGCCCUCCAUCUCACCUCACCACAUGGAAACAUUUCAUACAGUAAACACCAGCGCAUUGUUGGCUUGAUAAGACCCGAGGCACAUAUGAAUUCAUCUACGGGCAACAGAAGCUACCAAAGUUAUCUCUCUGCCAGCACAUCAGAGAGACUCAGUGCCACCUUGUGCUCACUGCAGUCAAACAACUUACCCGAUGAGCGAGCAGCUAGACUUCGCUACAGGCGUUCACAGGCUCUUAAUAAAACGUACAGCCAUGCGGCGGUAAGAGAUUCACUAGUAGGUUCAUAGUUAAUUGUUAAAUAGUUGUAGCUUUGAUGUGUCUCUUGUUACAUAUCCCUGUGUCUCUUGUUACAUAUCCCUGUGUCUCGUGUUACAUAUCCCUGUGUCUCCUGUUACAUAUCCCCGUGUCUCAUGUUGCAUAUCCCUGUGUCUCGUGUUACAUACCCCCGUGUCUCCACUUUGGAAAUCAUUAACGUAAAGACGCCCCAACUUGUGUCAGUUUAGAAUGAAUCAAUGUAACCUUUGAGGGCUGUUGUCUUAUGCAAUGGUGCCCGAAUGGAAGGUGUCAAUAUUUCUCACCCAGUGGCGUAGCUAGGAUUAAUGGCAGCAGUAGCCGCUUUUCACUAUGAGGAAAGUGCCACCCGGGGCAGACCGCCCCGCCACACCCCCGUUUAAUACGCCACUGUUACAGCUAAAUGUGUUCUAACGAAGUAAGUACUGGCUACUCGAAGUAGGUCGUGACUACUCGUUUAUUGCAUUAUCGCUCUAAUUUGGCGAUACACGUUAAAUAAUGGUUCAACAAAAAUGCCCGAGACUCACUGAUCCCUGCAGUUGUGUUCACUCGUCCGUGAAUGGGUCGUUGCUUCUGGUUUACAAAUGUUUCCUGUCAAAGUAAAGAAUUUAAUGUUCAGUGGAGUUAAUGGGUUUAACAUAGACCCCGGUUCAUGUUUCAUUAGCUUCGUCCUUAAGGCCAAAUGUUCGAUCCGAGUACACGCAACAGACCUCUCUCCCAAACUGAGCCAUGAUCUAAUAGUUUUAAAAGCUUGAGGCGACGUAGGAAAGAGCGAGCGUCAGAGAAUGGGAAGCCUUCAAAUAAUAUGUCAUGACAAAAUCAAGACGGUUGAGAUACGUGGCACGAGUCUUUGCAUUUUACUGUGACGUCCCUGAUUGUUGAACCCAUUUUAUAACUUAAAUGAAGUAAAACCAAUCUAGUUUCUUAUUUUACGGAUUUUGAAAUGCUGCCUUAAAUUUUGGUGGGAUAUGAUGUUGAUCUAGUAAACCAUAACUAUUUAGUAAACCAUUUAGUGCUGCACACACACACACACACACCCACACCCCUUCAGUUCCUUCCUACUCCAAAACUGUAGACUAUGCCUAUUCUUGGUAGUAAACAGAAAAGAUUUCACUAACGUCUUUACCGACUGUAGUAAGCAUCUUGAAACCUGUGAUUGUCAAAGUGUUCAAUUAGCUUUCAGCAUGGGAGUAAAAUUAAUUGAUCAUUUGAGAUUGUUUUAUAUGAACUUUCUUAAAUGACAGCCAAAGUAACUGAAAUAAUGAAAUUACAUUUUAGUUACAUAUACAAAUUAUCCUACCCACCGCUCUAAUUCUAAUGCUUUGGUCUGCUCCAGUGUACUAAAAAUGGUGAAUGUUUCAUUAAACAAUAGAUGUACUUUCUCGAUUGGCAUGAAACAUAUCUCCUCGCUGUCCUCAGCAGGGUCAGUAGACUUGAGUUGGGUGUGGUCAGUGGUGAUUGCCUCCAAAAUAGAUUCAGGUUGGAUCUGGACUCCUCAGUCAAAAUGGGUGUUGUCCAAUGUCACCUGAUAUUUAAAGUUGUGUAUAUGAAUAAUUAAAACAUGUUUGCUGUGUUUGAGUAUAACUACACUGUCACUAUGGCAUGUAUCCACAAUGUGUAUGAUUUAUUGCUGACAAGAUUGCCUUGAAGAUAAACACGUUUUCAAGUGGCCAAAUAGUCAGCUGAUAGGACAGGAAGCCUCACGUUUUCCCUAUAAGUAAAGCCCUAUGUGUAUAUGGGAAGGUAUUAAGGAAUUUCAUUGGCACAUACAGUGAAAUGUUCUUGGUCUUGUAGUUUCACUAUGGUGGAGCAGCGUACUAAUAUGAAGUACUUCUUUGGUUACGUGCUUUUGUUGAACUGUUGUAUUUGGUUUGUUUCAUAUUCAACUCACUUUCAAUGGGGUAAGAUGGGGGUGAGGGGGGGGGGGUUGCACAAAGUAGAGGGGAAAUCUGAAAAAUGACAAAAUGAAACAAAAAGCAUUCUUCAGUGAAAGAAAACGUGACCAAAAAAAAAUUAUUUGAUGAUGUGAUUUCAUUGGAACAUAUAGUGAAAUGUUCUUGGUCUUGUAGUUUCACUAUGGUGGAGCAGCGUACUAAUAUGAAGUAUUUCUUUGGUUACGUGCUUUUGUUGAACUGUUGUAUUUGGUUUGUUUCAUAUUCAACUCACUUUCAAUGGGGUAAGAUGGGGGUGAGGGGGGGGGGUUGCACAAAGUAGAGGGGAAAUCUGAAAAAUGACAAAAUGAAACAAAAAGCAUUCUUCAGUGAAAGAAAACGUGACCAAAAAAAAAAUUAUUUGAUGAUGUGGAGAUUUAAAUAUAAUAUGUGAACUGGUCCCAAUGGUCUAAUAUGACUAAUCAACUACUUUAACGCUAAAACUAAACAGAAUUGUUGAUGAUACAACACCUAGUAAUAGGUUAAUAUUUGUCCACCAUUAUACAAUGCAGAUGAUACAACACCUAGUAAUAGGUUAAUAUUUGUCCACCAUUAUACAAUGCAUUCAUUUUUAAUCAUAAAGUUGUUAAUUUACUCACUUUUUCUACUGCAAGGCAUAGCAAAUUAUUUUAAACCAAUAGAUUAUUAAUUUAGCCAAAUAAUUUCAAAUUUAAUGUUAAAAUUAAAUAUAUAUACAUAUCAGUGAUGAACAAUAGGCCAUAAAAGUUCAAACAUUCUCUCUGUCAUUACUUCAUUUUUAAUAUGGGUAUCCCCAUUGUUUUGCUUGUAAGACUAGGCUGGUCGGCUUAGAGGCAUUAGGAAAAGAUUUGAGCCAAGUCUCUGUUUAAUACUUUAAAUCCUAUUGUUUUAACAACCACUUCCCUCAGUACACACAAGUAUAUUGUUUAAAAAAAAUGUUCUUCCCUGUUUCAUUUUUACCUGUAACUGUACAUAUUUACAAAGACAACAGUGAGAAGAGCCUCUUUUUCUUAAGUACCUUUUGUUUUCAUCCAGCUUUGUGGGGGAGCACUGCUUUAGUCCGAUCAGUUAACAUACAAGCCAUAUUACAAAUGAAUUUGGGCUACAGCUAUUGAUUAAUGUAUUUGAAGAAUGAAAACCUCACUGACUUAACACACAAUAUAUAUUCUCUGAAAGCUUUUUAAACCUCCUUACCUAAGUCUUUGGUAAACAUAACCAACUGGAGUAUCGUCACCAGAGACCUAGAAGCAGUUAUCUGUGAAAAUCGUUUCUUAAGACUGCAAUCUGUAGGAGUGUUAAGCCAGUCGCCUGCCGAUACAAACACAAGGCCUUAGCAUAGCAGGCUUGGAGCUUCGGUGAUAAGAUAAAUGAUUUAACUGAACCUUUCUUGUAAGGCAAUUAAUGUUCAAGGAAUUAUUUAGCUCUAUGAUAACAGUGACAUUCAGUGUGGUGUCGGAACAUAAAUUCAUUUCUUAUAUUUAACUUCAAAAGAGAACAAUUCUAGGGAAUGUUUUGAACAGUCUUGACUUUGUGACAUAAAAAGUGUGUAUAUUUGUAUUCUCUAAAUAAAUUUUAAUCAGAAUUUAUUCAUGUGAAUAAUCUUUGGUUCAAAGUAAAUAAGAAAGAAAGGUGGCAUCUAAAAAUUAUUCUGUAUAGUUUGAACAUGAACAUUUUAGAAUGCUAUGUUUAAAGAUUUUGAGGCAUAGUUUAGGAUCACUGAAUGACCAAAAUGUCAGCUCAGAUCAUCAACAGAUCAUUUUAAUUCAUUCAAAAGUGAGUAAUUUGCUAUAACAUUUUACUCCUUGUCUGUGCAGAGUGUUAUAAUGUAAACAAUAUCACUAAUGCAACCGGAUGGCGCUGAUUUCACUAAAUAUAACCUAGAUAACUGUAAUAAAUGAGAUUCUUAAAAAAUACAGCAGCCUGGUAAUAUUUUCUUGAUUUACAGAAAAAGUCUUAAAAUAUGGUGUUAUAAAUAUGCAGUGUAAAAGUGGGUGGGACAUUAUUACAAUUCUCGGUCAUGAAAAAUGUGGGGGUUUGCGAACAAAGAGUGGGGGUAGCACUAAUUUGGAAUCUUAUAAAGUGGGUUACUUGAAUGCAUGUUUCAUUAAGUAAUUGUUUUAUCAACUAAUUUUAGUUCACGCAUUGCGGCCAUCACUAUUUGGCGAGCUAACGCUAAUUAAAAAUAAUUAUUGAUCAAAUCUAUUCCCUAUCAUUCUUUUGGUCUAUUUGUUUAAUCAUAAUGUAAGAUCAUUCUAAGGCAUACAAAUAUUUUGUUUCAAGCUAGUAAAGUUGAGUUACUUUAUUUUUAAAAAUAUGUACAUUUUUUUUAAAAUUUGCAGUCUUUGGCUGUUGGAGAAGAUGGAAGCUCAUCCAAUCAAAAAUUAAUAACAGCAUGCAGUGUCAACAACAUAGCAUGUCAGACUGGUGACCAAGGUCUGAUAGAAAAAUCCGGGAGAGUUGCCAGCUGGGCUGUUAAUUUUGAAAAAUUGUUAAAAGAUCCCAUUGGCAUUGGAAUCUUUACAGUAAGCUAACCCUUAACCAAUAUUUUAAUGUUAACAACUUUGUUAAAGAUGAAUUAUUAUUUUUAAAGAUUACCAGUAUUGAAACAGAAAAUAUACACUUCGAUCACUAUUAGCUCCAGUAUGAAAUUUAUUUACCAUGAAAUGUUAGCACUGACAUUUUUUAAACUUGUUUGAAUAAAUAGAACUUCCUAAAGAAAGAAUUCAGUGAGGAGAAUGUUAUAUUUUGGAAAGCUUGUGAGCAAUACAGGCAGCUGGCUGAUGAUCAUCAGGUAAGUUUGAUUCCUGCAAUCUAUACAAUUUAAAUCAUACAUAUAUAUAUAUAAUAUACAUAAUAUAUAUAUAUAUAUAUAUAUAUAUAUAAAAGAAGAGAAUCGCACUAGGAAACAGUAUCCUAACGGGAUCGGGAUCCCAACUGAAAGGGGGGGGGGGAAUGGAAAAUGGUAUCCUACUUGGAAAUGGGAUCCCAUCGGAAUCUCAAUUAGGCUGGGAUCCCAUUGGAACAUGGGAUCCCAUUUGGAAAUGGGAUCCCAAUGGGAUUGGUAUACCACCGGGAUCAGAAUACCGACAGGAUAGGGAUACCAAUGGGAUCUGGAGGGAGUCCCGGGCAACGCCGGUUAUAUUGGCUAGUUAUUUAAAAAAAUAUAACUUUAUAAAAAUUUCAAAUCAUUUUUAUAGCAUCCUUCUCGUCUUACAUGAUAAUAUUGUUUACUUACAUUUAUACUGAAAAUCCACCAGCAAGGAACAUAAUAAUUUUGUUUGAUUUUCUUAUAUUAAUAGAGAAAAUCUCAAGCAAAGGAUAUAUAAUAUUGUUUGAUUUACUUAUAUUAAUAGAGAAAAUCUCAAGCAAAGGAUAUUUACAGUCGAUACCUUUCAACAAAGGCCAGUGAUCCUGUCAAUGUGGAUAGUGCUGCCCGCUCAUAUUCUGAAAAAUUCCUUGACAACCCCACAGCUAUCAUGUUUGAUGUGGCCCAGCAGCAGGUAAGUCUAUUUUACUUUGUUAUAGUCUAUUAUUUUUAAUAUUGUCUCACAAUUUUUCAUUUAAAUUCCACAAAUAUCUUCACUAAUAAAUGAAAUCUUUAUUCAACUCCAUUGUUCACUUACCUUACUGAUUUCAAUGGAUAAGCUUGGAUUGAUUUUAUUGGCUUAACUCAUUUCAAUGGAUUGGCUUGGAUUAAUUUUAUUGGCUUAACUCAUUUCAAUGGAUAGGCUUGGAUUGCUUUUAUUGGCUUAACUCAUUUCAAUCAAUAGGCUUGGAUUGAUAUUAUUGGCUUAACUCAUUUCAAUAGAUAGGCGUGGAUUGAUUUUAUUGGCUUAACUCAUUUCAAUAGAUAGGCUUGGAUUGAUUUUAUUGGCUUAACUCAUUUCAAUUGAUAGGCUUGGAUUGAUUUUAUUGGCUUAACUCAUUUCAAUAGAUAGGCGUGGAUUGAUUUUAUUGGCUUAACUCAUUUCAAUAGAUAGGCUUGGAUUGAUUUUAUUGGCUUAACUCAUUUCAAUAGAUAGGUGUGGAUUGAUUUUAUUGGCUUAACUCAUUUCAAUAGAUAGGCUUGGAUUGAUUUUAUUGGCUUAACUCAUUUCAAUAGAUAGGCUUGGGUUGAUUUUAUUGGCUUAACUCAAUUCAACAUACACAGUAUAAUGUUGCAUAAAUAAUUUUUCCACUUUUAAUUUCUACAUUUUAUCAUUAAUAAUUAAUAUAUUUAGAACAUUCUUAAUGGGUUAAUUUAAAGGAAUAAGGCAAAAUCAGUGGAUUAAUGAUAUUGAGAAGUGGGAAGCUCUUCACUUUGUCAUGCUCUUCAUCUUUGCACAGAUAUUCCAACUGAUGCGUCAAGAUAGCUAUGCUAGGUUCCUCAAAUCAGAUCUCUAUAAGAACAAGUUAAUGGAAGAAAUGGAAGGCAAAGUUUUGGAGGGUACAGCAGAAGAAAGAAAGUUUUCAGACAGCAAGAAAAAGGUACACUAUAAGUUUCUGAGUGUAACUUGUUUGACUACUUGCAUUGUUAUAGUUUUUUCCUGGAGAAUAUUUUCUGUACAGCUCUGGCAUGCAAAUUUGCACUUUAAAAUUUCUUCACUUUGAAGAAAUUGAGUUGCAUCAAUGUAACAUGUUUCUGCCCUACUUCAGUAGGCUUUAUAAUUAUACAAUCAUUACUAAUGUGAAGAUUUUAUAGAGAUCCUUAAUAUCUAGAUAUUUUUAUCUUAAAAAUUAUUUCAAAGUUGUUUCCAAAAAAUAAAAAUUAUUUUCUAAAAUUAGGGAAAAGGUAAAGAGAAUGAUGACAAGCGCAGACGCUCCAUAUUACCAUGGAAACAAAGUAAGUAUCCAUAUUUUAUUCACUAAAAUUAAUGCCUUCAUUUGAAGAUGAUAUAUUAAUUUUUUAACAACUUUCUGUUGUCUUUUAAGUUAAUAUUUGACUACAAGUUACACGAAGUAAAGCUUGAUAAUUUGUUCAGAGAUAAGUUUUUAUAUCAUGCAUUUUUUUUUUUAAUUUGGGAAAAAAUUAUAAAUAUAUAUUUUCAUAUCUGGAUAAUCAAUGUCCAAGAAUAAUAAUUAAUUCAGACAGGAAAUCAGUCAAAUCUACAUCAGACCCUGAACUGAAGAAGCAUGGCAAGAAAGGAAAAGAAGACAAAGAUAAAGAAACCAAUAAUAAUCAUCAAAAUAUUAGUGUAGUGAGUUCUGGUACAACUACCACUAUCACAACAAGUAGCAACGCUAAUGGUGUCAACAAUGUCAACUUGAAGAAAGCUCCUGGACCCGGCAUUGAUCUCAGCACAAUGAGGAAAGAAGUUUUUCACCUUAAAGAGGUAAACAGAUUCACCAUGUUACCAACUUUUUACUUAUAUAUGUAUUGUAAUUUGCAAAAAUAUUUCUUUUAAAAUGUAAUUACUCAACCUUCUUUGCAGAAGAAGUUACAAUGAUUGAAUUUUUUUAAAGUUAAUCAGUAAUAUAUUUUUAAAUAGUUAAUGAUUGAUAGGGGUGUGCCGGAUCCGUUUUUUCCAACCGGAUCCGGAUUUUCUUAUGCGAAAUCCGCCGGAUCCGGAUACCGGUUUCUCCCGGAUUCCGGAUUUUGGUACUAUUGGUAGAUAUUUCGGUAAGUCAAGGUGGACUACUACUUUUUGUGUAUGGGAAUUCGCAAUCGGCGCCAAAAAAUCCGAGUUUUUAAUUUUCCGAUGUGUGUGUCUAUUUAUUAUUAAAUUAGUACUUUCGAUAUAUAUUUGAGUUCCGUUCCAUUUGGAUAAGUGUCUUACGAGAGACGCCAUGUUUCUACGCGUUCGCAGCAGGUCAUGCAGCUCGCUCAACCUAAUUUCGCCAUGGGGUUGGCCACGCCCCCCUUUUUAAUGGCGGAAGUUGACGAUACUUAGGAAAUAUUAAUUUAUUAUCACUAUUUACAUCAAAAUAAUUGAUAACUUGUGUUUCAGAAUGCAUUUAAAGACAUUUAAACUGGAAUGUUUUAAUUUGAGCUUUAACAACCCGGUAGAAUCCAUAUUAUAAAUGAUCAGAAUUUACCGUGUGCAACACGUUGUCAUUGGCAACCAUUCACAGCCACUUGCAUAACUGUAUCGUAGUACUACCUCAGAGUUUCAUUCAUAAGAGUUUGCCGUGUGCAAAAACUAUUAAACCAUUGGUCAGGGAAAGCUUUAAUUAAUUAUUCAUGUGCCAAAGUUGAAAGUUUAAACUAAGUCUAAACAGUAUUUUAGUGAUAAGGCAGGGAAUGCGUUGCCUUAUAUAAACUAUAUAGUCAUUGCGCAUGACGGGAUUGGUGGAAUGAGAUCACAGAAUGUGGAGAUGCAGUCCAUGUUAAAAAAUGACAAACCAAGUCGUACUUUAAAAAUUCAUAACUUUAAAACUACAACAGCUAAAAAUAUGAUUUUGGUGUUAUAAUUCUUUAAAAAAUUACAUCUUUUCAACUAUGCCAUUGGUUUAUUUUUACAAAAAGUUUAAAUUUUCUUAUCAAAGUCCCUACACUAUUGGCCACUAUUAGCGGUGCUGACUCUAGCCUCUGGUAUGUACGGAAUAUUAAACAUUAAACAAGCUCAACGCUCGAAACAAUCGAUUAAUGUAUCGUGAUCGUGUGGAAUUCGGGAAAGAGAAUUACUUUUAUUUCAGAUUAUGAUCCGGUGAGUCACAAAAUCUGGCAAAUUCCGAAAUCCGGUAUAUUCCGGAUUCCGGAAUCCGGUUGUUCCGGAUACAUGUAAAUCCGGCGGAACCGGAUUUCACCGGAUAGUGCAAAAUCCGGCGGAACCGGAUUCCGGACCGGGGUCCGGCACACCCCUAAUGAUUGAUAUAUUUUUGGUUUUUUGGUUACUAAAAAAGUUUCUUAUUAGAAGACAUUUAAAGUAUUGAUCCCAUUAUUGUUGAAAGCAUCAAAAUAUUUGAAGUUAUUAUUUAUUUGCAUUUACAGUUGAAAGAUGCCCCAGAAGUAAAUUUUAAAUUUUGUCGUAUUGUCAUGCCUGAUGGUUCAACCACUGUGGUAUGUGCUAAACCUGGACAAACCUCACGUUCAGUUCUUAGCAAACUAUGUGAGAAGAGGUCCAUUUCCAUUGCCUCCGUUGAUGUUUUCUUAUUAGGUUCAGAUAGGGUAAGAAAGACAUGGGCAAUUCAUUUAUAAACAAAAUUUUUAUGAAAUAUAUAUCUUUGUCAUAAUUAAAACUUUAUAUUAACCAUUCAUAAUUUAGAAAGAUCAUCAUUUAUAAUCAGUCCUGUAGUAAAUUCUAUUAUAAAAUGAAUGCUUAAAAAAAGUAAAUUUACAUAUGGCAUCCUUCCAUCUUCACGAGACAAUGGAGUAGCUUUUGGCACUUCAUCAAAUGGCUUACUAGGCAGAUCAUGGAAUGGCAGCCUCUGCUGCUGCACUUCUCACAGGAGAUCUUUGACUCCUGGUUAAAUUUGGCCUUCAUUAAUGUUCUUUUUGUUGCAAUGGCUAUGUUUCUGCCUGUUUUGCCAGCUGGAAAGGUGCUCAGCGAUGAUCUCCUGUUCAUCGAUAUCUGUUUUGGCUUCCCUCGUGUUCCUUCUGUAAAUGUCCUUAAAUCUGAGCUGCGGGCGUCCAUUAAGGUCUUGCCCCUUAUUUAUAUAAAUAUUUAUGUAUAUAUAAAAGCAAUAUAACAUUAUAAAUACUUUUUUUUUAGCCUCUUGACCUUAAUGAGGAUAUUUCUACACUGGGUUCUAAGGAGAUAGUUAUAGAGCGACGGGUGCUGUUUAGAUUGGACUUUCCCAAUAACAAAUCCAUUGGAGUAAAAGCCAAGCCGAACAGGAGCAUUCGGGACGUGUUCAAACCCAUUCUUUCUAAAUAUGGUUUUCGUAUUGACAACAUAGCUGUCCAUUUAGUAAGUACCACCAAAAGAACCAUUUGAUUAUAUAACAAGCAAACUUAGUGUUGUUUUUUCUAUUUCACUGACCUUGACCAAUUAGUUUGGUUGUUAUUUUUUUCUGAUACAUUUCAUUCAGGUUCUGCUCAUCUUAUAAUAAUACUACUUUACUAUUUUUAGAUAGGGUCCAUGGACUUCCUUGAUCUGGACAUGUCUGUAUCGGAUAUAGAGAACCAACGAGUGGUCGUUAUAACAGAUGUAGAAGCAGCAGGUAAUUGACUUAAAACAGCAUUUUCUAAGCUUGUUGCCUAUAAAAGCUGCACCAUUGGCUCUUAAAAUUUUACUUAAAUGCUUAUCCUUGUCUCUUCAUUACUUUUUUAAUCCCUCCUCUGUUGUUUAAGACUCUUAAACAUAUUAAUUUUUAACAUUAAAUUGUGGUUGGAAUGUUGAAUGGGGAGGGUUGGGUCUAUUAUGUGUAUCGGGUGUUUUUUAACUGAACUAACCAAUCCCUCCAAUGCAAUUAACAUGUUUUUAAUUAGAAAAUAAAAAUAAUUUUAACCUAAUUUGGUAACUAAUUGUUAUGCUGCAUGGAAAGUUCAGCCAAUCAGCCGAUGCAUACAACAUAACAGUAAGGCCGCUGUUCUCAAGUGAAGUUGUACUGAGCAAACUAGAGUCAUGUUUGUAGACUCCCUUUAGAGUCAUGUUUGUAGACUCCCUUUAGAGUCAUGUUUGUAGACUCCCUUUAGAGUCAUGUUUGUAGACUCCCUUUCACUUAGUUCUAAUCUUGCUUGACCUGGUGUAGAUGUUUUUAAUUUGUUAAAAUUUAAAUGUUGAAAAUCUUUGUUUGGCCUUGAAAAUGUAGUUGUUUUUUUUUCAAAUUAUGAAUGUAAAUAGUAAAGUGUAAGUAGAUGCAUGAUUAAUUAGCUACCCUGUUUAGUUACACCACCUAACAAUUGUUUCCUCUGAUGAAUUGUGCUAUAUGCAAUUUAAAAAAAUCCAAAAGAAGCAGCCUUAAAAAUGAAUUAAUUUACUUAGCUUGGAAUGGAUUCAAUUUUUUUAUAAAAUCCCUGCUUUUGUAUAACUACUGCUUACUCUUCCCACAUAUUAUAAAUGUCUAAAGGUUUUAUGCUAGAUAUGUUCAGUUAAAAUACCUCUCCUCUAUUGAUAUGUGCAUGACUAACACUAACAUGUUUGUUGUUGAACUCAUUGGUUGGCAUAUGAUUUCUGCAUUAUGCUAAUUUCCCUAUAUAAAUCUGGUAGUAAAAUAAUAAUUCUCCAUAGUUAAACACAAUUCAAAAUCUAUUCUAUUUGUCCAUAUAGUUAUGUCUUUUUAAAAAUGUUAAGUUUGAUCAAGAGCUAAUAUAUUUGUAUUUAAAAAGUAAUAGAAACACAAAUAUUUCUUUUUAAAAUUACCUACUUUUAACUCUAAAGAUAGAAAAUUUAAAACAAAAUGAAACAUGUUCCUCCUUAAUUCUUUCCUAACAUGUUAUUAUGUAAUGAUUUUUCUUGAUUCCAAUGUAGCCAUUGGUAUAUGUUGAUAGCAGUAAAAAAAUUGGAAUUUCCAAAAUAUGUUGAAAUUAAUUGUAUAAUGUAAUUCCAUUUGAUUAACUUCAAUGUUUUAUUGUAUUUAAACUAACCCUGCAUGCAUUGCAUCUUCAGUUGUCAUUAAUAUUUGUUCUAACAGAAAUAAUGAGGCAGGGUGCUCAACCCACGGUCUCACGUCUGCCUAAAGCACCACCUGCGAGUCGCUCCAAAGCUGGGCAUUUUGGCACUCGUGGUGGCUCGCUGGAGGAGAUAACCAAUAAGAUAUUUGAGGACUUAAUGCGAGGAAAAAGCCAGUUAGCCCAUGGUUUUGAUGAGCUGGGUGUACUGGAAUUAGACAAAGCUAAGGUAGGGACAAUGGUCGGUUACUGAGUAGCUUUGAAAUUAUCAUCCCAAAAUGCUCAACACUUUGCCAUGGAAUCCCAUUGCUUUUUAGAUUUGUUGUUGUGAAAAGUCAGUAUGGUUGUAGCUAUUUAGAUCUAUGAGGGAAUUUCUGAUAUUUAUUUCAAAAAUAAAUCUUAAUAUCCCAAUUAGUUAUUAAAAUUUAAUUUUUUUUAAAAACAAAGAUAAAAUGUUUAAAUUUUAUUUCUGACCAAAAGUUUUCUUACUCUGUGCUGCUGCAUCAUGAUCUUUAAAUUCGCUAACACCCAUUUAUGUAACCAUUUAAUCAUAUUCUAAAAUGAUGUAAUUACUUAAUACAUUGUUGUUGUUUCUGCUUACAAAUAUGUGACAUAUACAUUAUUAUAUAUUCACGAUUUUAAACUGUAAUGAACCUGUUCAUUUAUUAAUUCAAAAUAAUUAAUUUUCUUAUACUAACUGUUUGUGAUUCAUGAUAAUAAAUAAAUUAGAAAAAUUGUUUCUUAUAGCAUUAACUAUGAUGCAGAUUUUAAUAUUAUAUAACGUUUUUUGUGGUAUAUUUAAAAUUAUGCAAAGAGAAUUUUAAAAUUCCAGCUCAUAGAAUCCUGCUAUAGCUUAAGAUAAUUCUGUUGAAUGUUUAUCUCAAAAAUGUGUUUACAACACUCUUUUUACAAAUUAAUAUUUAAAAUAAAUAUGUACUCUGGCAUCAAUGAUGGCCAGGUCUAUUUAUUUUUUUUUCCCCUUUAACGGGUUUUCAUGAGCAAAUUUGACAAAAUGUUUACAUUAUUUAAAAACAGGCUCACAAAAACGAAGAGGGGCGCUCUUUGGCCUUAUUCGGGCUACUGAGAAAAGAGUCAGUGCCAGCAAAAGAAGCCAGCAAGACCAGCAAGUUGAAGGGCAAAGUGACCUUUUCCCUGCCAAAGAAUGAAAGCAAAAAGAAAGGCAGUGCCAAAGAAGGUAUGGACCUGAGAGAUUUCUCAUAUUAUCUAGAAUUAGAAUAGAAAAUUUUGUAAUAAUUAUUUUCUCAGGAUGGAACUUUCCUUAAUAUGAUAAGCAUUAAAGAUUUGCUAUGUUAUAUUUUUUUCUUAUUGGGAUUAGACUGGUACUUAGAUAAUGGGAAAGUUAAUUAUUUUUUUAAAUCGGAUAUUAGAGUCAACCCAAAGCUUAUUAAAUUGUUGGCAAACAAAUUCUUAUCAAAGUGAAAUCUGUACGUUUACUAUUUUUCUCAUGUUUUAACAUCAGGUGAACGCUUAUUUGAAAUGCUGUCAAGUGCACAGAAAAUGAGACUGGAAGAACAACGAGGUGUGCUUGUGACUCCCGGUGAAUUGCCAUCAUUCUUAUGUGAAGAUAUUAAGAGUGGAUGCGUAGAUGAAGACCAGAACAUAGUUGAGGAGAUACACAUGAAAAAAAUUGAUGAUGCUCAAUGCGGACUUAAUAUGUUCGAUGAUGUGGCCGAAAUUUCCAAAGCAGGUUUUUUGGAGAAAAAGAAGCACGAGCUUUUUAAUUACCCUAGAUCUACUUACAGUUCUAAUUUCACACCAAGAGAAACAAAUAAAAUAAUCAACAAGACACCCACAUCUGAGAAAUGGAAAUUACAUGUGGAUCGUAAUUUGCAUCAAGAUGGUGUUGUAACAUCUCCUGGAGAAGCUGAUACAUACUUUCGCAUGUCUCCGUUAGUGAUUGAUUCAAAAAAUGCUACCCAAUCUUCAGAUAAUAAUUUGAAAAACAAUUUAUCACUGAACAUGAGGGCUCCAGUAGCAUCACCUGAAAAUUUUUCUCCAGACAGUAAAAAACUAAGAAGCAGCCCAGAAGGGAAAAACUCUGUUUUACUUGCAUCUCCACUUCCUGAUAAAUUGUCUCCUAAUUCCAUCUCGUCUCCAGAAACUCCAAAAACAUCUUUACACUACUCCAACAAGAACUUCACUUCUGUUAAUCAAACAACUUCAUAUGAAACAGGGAAAUUAAAUUUAGCAACUGAAAAUAAAAGUCCAAGUCCACAAAUACUUUCUCCAAGCAAGAAUAAAAACAUGGACUUCUUCCAUCAACAGCAGGCACAUGAAAUGAUCAAGAAUGAAUUUAAUGGCAAGGAUAAUUUCUCAAAUAAAAUCAACUCCUUUCAUUCUUUUGGAAAAAGCCCUGGAACCACCCAAACAAAUAAUCAUUUUCUCAUAGGCAAUGGGACAUCAGAUACACGUGAGGCUCUACAUUCUCCUGACAUUGAUAAAGAUCAUCAUGGCAGAAUGAUUCAACAUAAAAUACAAUCUCCAACCAGAGAUUUAUCUCAGAGAGCAUUGAUGUCUCCAAGAUUUGAGCUCAGUCCUAAAUACAGAAGACCUGAUCCACCUCCUUACAAAAAAAGGAGUUCACCGUUCACUUCUCCAAACAUCAAACCUGAUACAGACAAUUCAAAUAGUACAAGUCAAGGUCUUUCCCCACCAAUCCCUGUCUUCAACUCACCUGAUACUGUAACAAAGAGACCAGGCUCAAAUCAACCUUUUACCGAGCAACCUGCAGUAUCACCCUCUGUAUUUCAGUUUGUGGAUAAUAGAAACUUACUGCACUCCAAUCAUUACCAAAAUUCUCCACAUCCUAUUCUUAAUUCUGCUAAAUUUAUUCUUCUUCCGUAUCAAAACACCGACCAAGAGGAAGAAACUGUAACUUUUGUGUAAUCACCUUUAGGUUAAUUCUAACCAAUAAAGAAAUUAAUAAUUAACUGAAGUACAUACGAAGAUAUAUGUAUAAUGUAUAUGGGAAAAAAGAUAAAACACAGAUAAAUUUAUUUGGAUUUUUUUUAUAUCACAUUCGAAUGUAUACUUUUG
Lymnaea stagnalis (great pond snail) is the source of this 36833-nucleotide messenger RNA. The record is from the annotation of a GenBank genome assembly. NCBI's taxonomy places the organism in Eukaryota, Metazoa, Mollusca, Gastropoda, Lymnaeidae.